Messenger RNA from Solea solea (common sole), 1024 nucleotides. Its product is annotated as C-type mannose receptor 2-like. The transcript has 6 exons. NCBI's taxonomy places the organism in Eukaryota, Metazoa, Chordata, Actinopteri, Pleuronectiformes, Soleidae. The record is from RefSeq and is a predicted model, not a curated record. Bases 65 to 1024 code for a protein of 319 amino acids.
AUCUGUAUUAGUGAGAACGACACCUUUACUGCAAUAAUCCAUCCACCUGCCAGUCAGAUCAGAGAUGGGUUGUUAUGGGACGUUGACUCUGCUCUUUUUUGGAUGGAGCCUCAGCUCCUGCUCUAAGUUUCCCCCACGUAAGUACUACUACAUAAACCAGUCCAUGACCUGGUUGCAGGCUCAGAGCUACUGCAGAGAGCAUUACACAGACCUGGCAACCUUUGAAAGCUACGAUGAUAUAAGCUUGCUAGAACCUACAUUUUCCUACAUGUUUGCAUGGAUUGGACUGUUUGAUGACCCUGAAUCCUGGAAGCUAAACCUUGGAAAUGAAUCCAACUCCUGGAGAUGGUCAGUGACUGGUGAAACAGGCAAAACUACUUUUAAGGCUUGGGCUAGUGGAGAGCCCUCGUUUUGGAACGCAGAGGAAGUUUGUGUAAUCAUGAAUACUGAUGGAACUUGGGCAGUCAUCACCUGCACCACUGAAAACACUUUUGUUUGUUACACAGUCACAAAACAAGGGGGAAAAGUCUAUCAUUUCAUCGCAACUGUGAAAUCAUGGAAUUCUGCUCAGGAAUACUGCAGACAACACUACACAGACCUGGCUAUGAUUGAGAACGAUAUAGAAAACGCUAUAGUCUUUUCAAAAACUGGUCAACAACAGACAUCUUGGAUCGGUCUGUACCGAGUUCAAUGGACAUGGUCUGACAGGUCUCACAGUUCCUUCAAGAACUGGGCGGACGGUGAACCAGACAACUUACACUCAAGCCAAUACUGUUUGGUUGAACAGGCUCAUCAUGGGUGGUUAGACGCACCCUGUUCCGUGUCGCUGCCUUUCAUUUGUCAUGGAGGAACAAGAUUGAAGACCACGGUGGGGAUGCAGAUUAUGACUGAUGCAAAUCUGACCGAUCCAGCUGUUAUUGAACAGUUUCUCCAGCAGAUCAAUGCAAGGCUAACAAACCUGGGAUGGACAGACUUCACGCUUCAGUGGCGGAAUCUCCCCUCAAACCAAACCAAACAGACCUGA